CAGCUGUGAUUGUAAGUAAAGAAAGAGACAGCUAUAGUUCUUCGAUGUUUGUUUUGUUUGGUUGAACAGCUGGUUUCGUUGCUUUGAUUAAUGCAGCCGGAAUUUUUUUGAUAGUGGUUCGUGUAUAGUUUUAUUAAAAAGUUUGUUAACCACAAAAACCAAUAAAAUGUGUAAAUUAUUUAUCAACAAACAAAACUUAAGAGUUUUUAGUGGUUUGCGUGCUAAUUAUAAAUUCAAAAAACUACUUAACGAGUGGGUGAACGUAAAUUUACGGAUAAGAAAUGCUUCGAGUUUGGAAAGCGCAACAGCGUUAGAUAACAAAGAAAAGUCAGUUGAUAAUCUAAUAGAAUUUAAUGGUAAAUGGCCGACUGAUGAGCAGAAGAAUUUCGUUAAAGACUUGCGAAUCAUUAAAGAUUUUAUUAGCGAAGAGGAGGAGUCCAAACUAUUUGAAGAAAUUGAACCAUAUAUGAAACGGUUGCAUUAUGAAUUUGACCAUUGGGAUGAUGCUAUACAUGGUUUUCGUGAAACUGAACGCAAGCAGUGGUAUCCACAUAAUCGUCAAAUACUAGAACGAGUACGUCAAGUAGCUUUUGAUGGUGCCAUAAUGCCUUAUGUGCACAUCUUGGACUUAGCAGAGAAAGGUGUGAUCAAACCGCAUGUUGAUAGUACGAGGUACUGUGGCACAACGAUCUCUGGUAUGAGUUUGCUCUCCAAUUGUGUAAUGCGUUUGAUACGCGUUGAUGAAACAAAAUAUAGGCAAACAGCACAGGAUUCAGAAACUACCGACUGCGAUAAAACUAAACCAGCUACCCAAAAUGAAAGUACAGAUGAUUCCUAUCGCAACCAACCAAAGGCAACAAUAGAAAAUAAUUUUUAUGCUGAUGUAUUGUUACCCAGAAGAUCGCUGUAUAUUAUGAGUCAUUCUUCCCGCUAUAAUUUUACACAUGAAAUUCUCUCCAAUGAGUUCUCCAAAUUUAAUGGCCAGCCGAUACGUAAGGGACGUCGAAUAUCAAUUAUUUGCCGAAAUGAACCUUAAUAGAAGUCUUUUUCAAUAGUUGUCAUUUUUGAUAAUAUGUAUGUACAAAUUUCUAUAUAUAUACAUAUAUAUAUAUAUAAUAGUAUCUACAUUACUAUUUAUUCCUUGUAAAUUUUGUAUUUUAG
Molecule: messenger RNA, 1161 nt
Organism: Teleopsis dalmanni
Lineage: Eukaryota; Metazoa; Arthropoda; Insecta; Diptera; Diopsidae
Product: alpha-ketoglutarate-dependent dioxygenase alkB homolog 7, mitochondrial-like
Exons: 5
Coding region: 167-1036 (289 amino acids)
Biological process (GO): fatty acid metabolic process; DNA damage response
Cellular component (GO): mitochondrial matrix
Source: RefSeq, a predicted model, not a curated record